CAUAUGUAUUAAUUAUAAAUUCCACUAAACCGGUUUUGCUGUUAAAGAAUGUACCAAAGCUAUGUAACUUGAAUUUGUGUAAUGAUUUAGAGAGAGAAUUAGUGGAAAAGAGAGAACUUACCUGCGUGAGCUUUCCACUAAAUUAACCACAACGACGACUUGAGUUUCAUUUCUCAACGGGUAAAGCUUAUAAUCAGACGUUGGUCCAUUCCGUACAGGUGGUGUUUUAUUUUGUAGUGCAAUAUUCUACUAUAAUCAAAUACGUUUUUUUUUGGAAAACAUAACAUAAAUUAUAAAUACAAUACGCAAUGUGGAAGCAAAUAGUAACAGAAACCAACAGGCAAUGGGCUUCAUUAGGUAAAUAUCAGACGCGUUUAUGGCCUUUUGCACCUGCAGCAACUUUCACUUUUGCACAACAACCAACUGCUCGCAAGCUGACGUCAACGUCAGCAGCAAAGCCAACACCUCCGAAGCACGACUGGAAUCGCGCUGUCAGUGAGGCAGAACGGAUUGUUGGCUAUCCCACUUCAUUCCUCAGUCUACGGUGGCUACUUAGUGAUGAGAUUGCUAAUGUCGCUUUGCAUCUACGAAAAUUAGUUGGAAGCAAUCAUCCUUUACUCAAAACGGCAAAACAUUUGCUUUAUAAUGGCAAAAAUACAAUGCAAGCUUGGGGUCUAAUUGUAUUGCUGAUUUCAAAAGCCGCUGGACAUGCACCUUCAGUACCGGAUAUGGAACAAGAUAAAAGCGCCGGUGUAUUGCACUCUCAACGUGCAUUGGCAGAAGUUACCGAAAUGAUUAGAAUAUCUCAUUUAGUACACAAUAGUAUAGUAAAUCUACAACCAACAUCCGAGGCUGGAAAGGACACAGCUUCUUAUGAGGAUAUGGCUUUUGGAAACAAAAUUGGAUUAUUAACUGGUGAUUACCUUCUUGGUCACUCCAGCGCUGAAUUAGCUAAUUUACGUAAUCAAGAAGUCGUCGAAUUAAUUUCAUCAGCUGUUCGCGAUUUUUCUGAAUCGCAAUUUAUUGGUGACCGUGAUGAACAAAAUAAUCCACUACCCACAAAACCCGGAUCUGAACCUCCCGAAACAAACGGUACAGCAACAACAGAAAGCAUCGAUUUCGAUGUCAACGACGUGAUGAUACCUAUGAAUGUCUUGAAAGCUAUGGGUAAUCCUGAAAAAGAAUGGGAAUGUCGCAAUAUUUUAAAUGCAGGAUCUCUGCUCGGGAAAGCGUGUCAGGGCGCGUUAAAAUUAGCAGGGCAAGAUGAGGACAUGCAGCGGCAAGCAUAUCUUUUUGGUAAACAUUUGUCAUUGGCAUGGCAGGCUUGCUUGGAUGCCGAGCCAUUUCAAAUCACUACACUCCCUUUAGAUACAACAUUUAGUUUGGUAAGUGCGCCAGUUCUCUAUCAUCUAGAAUACGAUCCUUCAUUAUACGAUGAAAUUGAAAAGGGUAAAGUCUCUGUAGAGAAAAUUGACUACGUGAAAAUUCACAAAGCAAUUCUCGGUGGGCCAGGCUUGGAAAAGACCAAAGAAUUGCAACGUAAACAUACUACCGCAGCAAUAGGAGUGCUUGAAAAGUUCCCUGCUACUGAUGCCCGCACAGCUCUUGAGAAUAUUAUUCUCGCAAUGCAGGAUUUGUAAUUAAGGGUUAAUAUAUGUAGUAGUUAUAGUUCAUUAAUUACAAUCAAAUUUUUAAGGAUUUUCUUUUAGUACUUUUGUGUAUAGUUUUAUAUUUAUUUAUAAUAGUCGGGUUUGCUGUUUCAUAAUGACUUUUUAUAUUAAGUAAAGCUAAUAAAUACUUAAUCUUAUAAAUAAAAUUUA
Molecule: messenger RNA, 1820 nt
Organism: Bactrocera neohumeralis
Lineage: Eukaryota; Metazoa; Arthropoda; Insecta; Diptera; Tephritidae
Gene: Pdss2
Product: all trans-polyprenyl-diphosphate synthase PDSS2
Exons: 5
Coding region: 309-1640 (443 amino acids)
Biological process (GO): ubiquinone biosynthetic process; isoprenoid biosynthetic process
Cellular component (GO): mitochondrion; transferase complex
Molecular function (GO): prenyltransferase activity
Source: RefSeq, a predicted model, not a curated record